AUGUCGGUGCCACACAGCCCGUCGCUAUCCCGCGCUUCAUCACUGGAUGCCGGUACGGACGCCGCCCGGUUCCAGGAAGCAGUCAUCAACCACGCGCCGGGAGAUGGAUCGGAAUCCUCCGAGGCACUGCACCUUGGAAGAUCCGAGGAUGAAACCGAGAGCCACGAGACUUUCUGGGACAAGCUCUGCGCCAUGCAGCACGAGCUGUCCGAGGUUGAAAGGAAGAUAAACCGUCACAGCUCACUCAAGGAGGCUCGGCAAGCCGGGUGUACCCGCAACCGGCACUGUUGGGUGAUCUUACAUCAAGGCCGGCCAACAUCUGUUGCAAAACGCUUCCGAGCUUUGCUGCCGCCGGAGCUAGCCUCGGCCAUUGGAAAAGACUCACCAGUGCGCGCGUCGGUGGUCACAGGAUUCGAGGAGCGCUUCGCGGAGUCAGAAGUCUCACCCUCAGAACCGCGGCGGCCUCGAGCAAAGCCUCGGGCGCGCGAGCCGCUUCCAGUGGCCAUGGCACCAACGUUCUGCCUGAGCGACACCCACGAGCGGAAGGCCCCCGUGGCCAGGCAACGCAAGUCACUGGCUGCAGGAGCCUCCCGAAGCCGUUUAAGAUCCUCCCUUGCUGCAGAGCCGGAGCAACCUGCGGUCUCCGAAAUCUCCGAAGUCCAGGUCGAACAGCCUCCUCCUAGCGAACCGUUGAGCGUUCCUGUUGAUUGUGGAUCCUUCAAAGAUAAGGAUUCCGUAGACGAUCUGCGCGGCAUUGUGAGCCUGGAUGUGGACCUGGACACGCCUGCAUCAGCCACAUUCGAUCAGCCAUCUAAGGCCGAAAGCUCUCCCAUCAACAAAGAGGAGGACAUGUUGCUGGAGCUACAGCAGCUGGCCGCCUCUGUAAAGCUUGCACCUAGCGAGUCCAGCUCCGAGUCUGAGCCAAGGCUCGUUGUGGCCCAAGAUCCCCGGGGUCAUGGCAGCAUGCCUGGCCCCUAUCGGAGCAGUGCUGGGCCUGUGACAGACAUCUUGCCGCGAGGUCCGAAUGUUCGCGCAAGAACAGGAAGCGAGGAGCACGAAGACGUCCUCGCGUUGCUGCAGCAGUUGGAGCAUGAAGACUCGGAGGAGCACGAUGUGGGAAGGGUGUCAAGUGCAGAGGAUGGAGACGAGGAUUCGUUGGAGGCCGCGGAGGAGGACGAGGAGGACGAGGAUGAGGAGGAGGAUGAAGAAGAGUCUGAGUCAGAGGGCCCAGACCCCGCGUCUGAGACAAAAUAG
Molecule: messenger RNA, 1254 nt
Organism: Symbiodinium pilosum
Lineage: Eukaryota; Dinophyceae; Suessiales; Symbiodiniaceae
Source: the annotation of a GenBank genome assembly